AUGGAGGAGGUAAACAAUAAACACCACUUGGAGAUAUUAUUACAACAGGUUCGGAUAGGAGUUACUCAAGAUGCUUGGGUUUGGAGCGAUGGUAACGAAGAUGGCUUCAUUGUCGCAGCGGUAAAAAAAUGGUUGCGGGGAUCGGAGACCGAUGACGUUCGUAGUGGUUUUAGUUGGAGUAAAUGGCUUCCCAUGAAGUGUAACAUCUUCAUGUGGCGUGCUUUUCUGGAUCGUCUUCCCACUAAGAUGGCCCUGAUGAGACGAAAUAUCACGGUGGAUAAUCAUUUAUGUGUGUGGUGCGAGAGCAAUGAUGAAACGGUCGAGCAUAUUCUUAUAGGUUGUCGCAUAUUAGCGGGAAUUUGGAACGAGAUAUCUAGAUGGUGCAGAAUUUCAGGGAUGUUUGUGUUUCAUGUUAAUGACUUUGUGGAAAUGCACGACCACUGUGCCAUGUCGGGGAAUAAGAAGAUGGUGCUUCAUGGGAUUAUUAUUAUUGCGUGUUGGGGGAUGUGGAGGGCGGGGAAUGAAAAAGUUUUUUCGAGUAAGGAUCCAAAUAUAGUGGAGAUGAUCGCGGACAUCAAGACAUUAGGUUUUUUGUGGUAUAAACAUAGGUUUAAAGGAGGAGUAAUUGAUUGGGAUCGAUGGUGUUCUUUCGAUCUGAUGUAA
This is a messenger RNA of Helianthus annuus (common sunflower), 663 nucleotides long. RefSeq lists its product as uncharacterized. Bases 1 to 663 code for a protein of 220 amino acids. NCBI's taxonomy places the organism in Eukaryota, Viridiplantae, Streptophyta, Magnoliopsida, Asterales, Asteraceae. The transcript has a single exon. The record is from RefSeq and is a predicted model, not a curated record.